Molecule: messenger RNA, 2824 nt
Organism: Gavialis gangeticus (Gharial)
Lineage: Eukaryota; Metazoa; Chordata; Crocodylia; Gavialidae
Gene: BCL6
Product: B-cell CLL/lymphoma 6
Exons: 10
Coding region: 131-2254 (707 amino acids)
Biological process (GO): regulation of immune system process; negative regulation of transcription by RNA polymerase II; regulation of cytokine production
Molecular function (GO): protein binding
Source: RefSeq, a predicted model, not a curated record
CGAGAAUUGAGCCGUGUUGAUUCUUAGAACUGGGGUUCUUAGAAGUGGUGAUGCAAGGAGUUUCUAGGAAAGCCCGGAGACCAGGUUUGAAAGAAACUUUUGGACUGUGAAUUAAGGCACUGGGCUCAGGAUGGCCUCUCCGGCAGACAGCUGCAUCCAGUUCACCCGCCACGCGAGCGACGUCCUCCUCAACCUCAACCGGCUUCGGAGCCGGGACAUCCUGACCGAUGUGGUCAUCAUCGUGAACCGGGAACAGUUUAGAGCCCACAAGACGGUCCUCAUGGCCUGCAGCGGCCUCUUCUACAGCAUCUUCACCGACCAGCUCAAGUGCAACCUGAACGUCAUCAAUCUGGAUCCCGACAUCAACCCCGAGGGGUUCUGCAUCCUCUUGGACUUCAUGUACACUUCCCGCCUCAACCUGAGAGAGAGCAACAUCCUCGCCGUUAUGGCCACAGCCCUCUACCUGCAGAUGGAGCACGUGGUCGAUACCUGCCGGAAGUUUGUCAAGUCCAGUGAAGCGGAGAUGGCCAUGAAGAUGCCCCGGGAAGAUUUCUUGGCCGGCCGGAUGCUGAGCCAUACGGAGAUGAUGGGAUACAGGGCCCGAGACGUCUCCGAGAGCAACAUGCCUCUCCGGAACGGGUCCCUAUGCGACAGCAGAGCGUUCGCCCCCGCCUUGUACAGUGGCCUGUCUGGGUCCCCCCUUUCCUACACGGGAUACAGCCCUAUCCCCCUGAACGGCUUCCUCCUUGACGAUGACCUGCGGGAGGUGAGGAUGCCGCUGUCGGACCUGUCGAGAGCCAACCCCUUCCCGAAGGAACGGGCGCUGCCCUGCGAGACCUCCCGGACCGUCCCGACCGAGUACACGCGGGCCGUCACGGACGUCUCUGCCAACAUGUGCCACACCACCGUUUAUUCCCCAAAGGACAUAGCCACUGAGGAGGCGAGGGGCGACGUGCACUAUAGCGUCGCUGCUGGCCCCAAACCCAUCGCGCCGUCCGUCCGAAAUAACCCCUACUUCGCUUGCGACAAGGUGGGCAAAGAGGAAGAAAGGACGUCUUCGGAAGACGAGAUCAGCCAGCACUUCGAGCCCACCAACACGCCCAUGAACCGCAAGGGGCUCAUCAGCCCGCAGAGCCCCCAGAAGUCGGACUGCCAACCCAACUCGCCCACCGAGUCCAGCAGCAGCAAGAACGCCCGCAUCGGGCAGGGCUCCGGCUCGCUGGCCACCAAGAGCCCCACCGACCCCAAAGCCUGCAACUGGAAAAAGUACAAGUUCAUCGUCCUCAACUCCCUCAACCAGAGCACCAAGCAAGAGGGGGCCGAGCAGAGCGACAUGGGGACUCUCUCGCCUCGCUCCUACAUGCCCCUCUCGAACUGCCAGCAGUCGAUGGAGCCCGAGACUCUGGACGUCCAGUCCCCGACCAAGAUGAGCGUGAGCGGGGAGGACUCCACCAUCCCACAAGCCAGCAGGCUCAACAACAUUGUUAACAGGACGCUGGAUGGGUCCUCUCCAAGCAGCGACGGCCAGUCCCCGCUGUACAUGCACUCGUCCAAAUGCAGCUCCUGCGGCUCUCAGUCCCCCCAGCAUUCAGAGAUGUGCCUUCACACCCCCGGCUCGACCUUCGGCGAGGAGAUGGGGGAAACCCAGUCCGAAUACUCAGACUCGAGUUGCGAAAACGGCGCCUUCUUCUGCAACGAGUGUGACUGCAGGUUUUCGGAAGAGGCUUCUCUCAAGAGACACUCCCUGCAGGUGCACAGCGACAAGCCGUACAAGUGCGACCGGUGCCAGGCCUCCUUCCGCUACAAAGGGAAUCUCGCCAGCCACAAAACCGUUCACACAGGGGAGAAACCGUAUCGGUGCAAUAUCUGCGGCGCGCAGUUCAACCGACCGGCCAACUUGAAAACCCACACGCGCAUCCAUUCAGGGGAGAAGCCCUACAAGUGCGAGACCUGCGGAGCCAGAUUUGUCCAGGUCGCUCAUCUCCGUGCGCACGUGCUCAUCCACACGGGCGAGAAACCGUACCCCUGCGAAAUCUGCGGCACGCGCUUCCGGCACUUACAGACCCUCAAGAGCCACCUUCGAAUCCACACGGGAGAGAAACCGUACCAUUGUGAGAAGUGUAACCUGCAUUUCCGCCACAAAAGCCAGCUGCGGCUGCAUCUCCGGCAGAAACACGGCGCCAUCACCAACACCAAGGUGCAGUAUCGCGUCUCCACGACAGAGGUGCCCCCAGAGCUGCCCAAGGCGUGCUGAAAGCGGACGGGUGGCAUCGACAAUGUCCAAAGGCUACUUGUAACACUUUACAAUGUUCAUCACGUGAUGGAGUGCCUCUAAGCCCAUCGUGCAGAUAGGUGAAAAACAAAUAUUAACACACACACACAUACACACACAUACACACAAAAAAGACAAAAAUACACGGGUUUUAUUUUUCCCAGUUAUGUGAAAGUAAAAUAAUAAUAAUAAUAAUAAUAAAAUUAUUCAGAUCUUUUUUGUGUAUAAGAGAGGAAAAAUAACAAUAGUCCUUUUACAUGUCUGUGCAGUGGAGUGUUGAUAAUCUCUGGAGUUUGACCUUCACAGCCUGAAGAUGAGGAAUGUAAUUUUUUUUUUUUUCGGGGGGUGGGGAGGGAACAAUUUUGGUUUCUUUUUUUUGUAUGCAAAACGUGUGCGUUUUUGUUUUAAAGAGAGAUGAAUUGUGUAUGCUAUGAAAGACAGGGCUUUAAUGUUUUUAACCAAAGGUGAAGGAAUCUAUGACAGAGUUGUAAAUAUAUAGAUAUAUAUAUAUAUAUAUAUAUAUAAAUAAAUAAAUAUAUAUAGCUAUAUAUA